AUUUUUCUUCGCUGUUGAUGAGUCAGUUUAUAUUUUGAUUUGUGUGUAAGAUGUAAUCAAAACUAUCCAAAGAAGAUGAAUUUGGUGUUUUUCCACCAAAUCUAUUACUAGCACAUGAGUGUUACAGAGUCAGCUGUGGUUGCAGACCAGCUCUCUCUGGGAUACAGUGGUGGGACAUGCCUUAUAAGGAAGACAAUCUGUAUGUAGUCAGCCCGACAGAGCUUAGUCACUGAGCCUCAAGCCAAGUCCCACUGUUAACCUCCUCGCUGGCUAUCACUACAGCUGCACCUACAAACCCUCAGAUUUCAGCAAAGCUCUCUGCUACUCAGAGUCAAAUCCUACAUUAAGCACUCAAGCUCUGUCUGUCUGAUCAGACUCUCUCUGCUCUAACAAGCAGGCCUUAGGUCAGUUCACUGUCAGCAAAGCUGUGGGGAUUACAUUGUUUUCUGUUUAAAUCUCCAUCCCAGGUGUGUAGCUUUUCAGGCUUCUCCACUGCAAAGGCUUUCUAAAAAUAAAUUUCACUUCUUAUAAGAUUUGCCAUACUUAUGCUUGCAAACAAACUUUUUUUUUAUCGGCUGAGACUUUGCUAAAAGUUGUUUUGGUCCACAGUUUACAGUGAUGCAAUUCCUAGAAUUUAAGUACAAAGUCAAACUUGUGACUAGUAGGAGAGAGUGUCAAAAGCAUUGCUUACUGUACUUUUGAGUCAUAAGAGAAAGAAGAGAUUGUUGCUCCAAUAUUAUUUGCUGCAUAAAAUUGUUAUACUUUGUGCAAAUUGCACAGGUACUGUCAGCACAGCAGCUACUGUAAAUCACAGAUUGAUUUAAAAAGGAUUAAAGCUCUACGGAAGAUGGAAUGAACAUUGCAGGCCAGAGCAGCUUAGAGCCCGGUCGUGCUAGCCAAAAUCAUCCACCAUGGAAGAGAUAUGUGUAAACAGAACACACCAAAGUCUCAUAAUAGUUUACUUUAGACAAACACUUAGAGCUAAAAGACACUAUAUAUAUUAAGUUGCAUCCUGUAAAGCAAGUGUAAAUAUAUUUGUGCAAUUCAAGCUAUUAAACUGUAUAAAAUAUCUGCUGCUUGAGCAUCAAUGUCUUAUAAGAUAUUAAAAAAAUCAUCCUAUAUCUUCAGAAAUGUCAUGGUUAGCUGCACACCUACACUAGCACCAGUUUGAGAAUCAUGGCUGGAAUCCCAGCUAAGGUAUGCAAAAAAAAAAAAGAAAAAAGAAAAAAAGAAAAAGAAAAGAAAAAGAAAGAAAAAAGAAAUCCCGUGAACACCUGCCCUUUUUUUGACCUCAGCAUUCCUUACAUGCAUCCUUUGGAAAAUCAGACUAACUGUAGUUACUAUCUGUGGGAAGCCCACCUGCAAGUGGGAGAACAAUACUCUUGAGGUGACGCAGAGAGGAGGGGCUGCAGUGGAAGUGUCCACUGACUUUCCUUUGCUCUUGGCUCUCUUCCACUGUUGUCCUCAUGUUUUCCUCUUUUUUUUAUUACGGAUUUUCCUGCAUCCAGUGUUCAGAGAUAAUGACCUUUUAGCAGCAUUAACCAGGCAAAUGAGACCCUUGAGAGGCUUUUGCAUUCAAGAAAAACAGAAGUCCUGUGGAAGUCUAGCCCCUUUGUUCCACUUUCUGCUUAUUUUUUGUGAAUGCGAAACAGAAGAGCUUCUCUCAUGACUGAGCCUUUGAUACUGAACAGAGUGCUCUUAGUUUGUUUGGAGUGUAGUGGAUUGAUUGCACACCACAUUGUUUGUCUGGAUCAUUUUCACCAGAAGUGGACGUUGACGGACGAGUGCGUCUGGUGAUGGAGAGUGCCCUGACUGCCCGGGACAGGGUUGGGGUGCAGGACUUUGUCUUGCUGGAAAACUACAACAGUGAAGCAGCCUUCAUAGAAAACCUGCGGAGACGCUUUAGAGAAAAUCUAAUCUAUACGUAUAUUGGCUCAGUGUUGGUGUCGGUGAACCCUUACAAAGAGCUGGAGAUUUACUCCAAGCAGCAGAUGGAACGUUACAGAGGAGUCAGCUUCUACGAAAUAUCACCUCACAUCUAUGCCUUAUCAGACAACACUUAUCGAGCAAUGCGGACAGAGAGGAAGGACCAGUGUAUUCUCAUUUCGGGUGAGAGUGGAGCAGGCAAAACAGAGGCCUCCAAAAAGAUCCUCCUCUACUAUGCUGUCACCUGCCCCACUAAUGAUCACAUGGCUGCCCUUGGUGACCGCCUCCUGCAGUCAAACCCUGUUCUGGAGGCAUUUGGUAAUGCCAAAACACUGAGGAAUGAUAACUCCAGUCGCUUUGGAAAGUACAUGGAUGUCCAGUUUGACUUCAGGGGAGCACCAGUGGGAGGUCACAUCCUCAACUACCUGCUGGAGAAAUCCCGUGUUGUGCACCAGAACCAUGGUGAAAGAAAUUUUCACAUCUUCUAUCAGCUUUUGGAUGGAGGGGAUGAUGAACUGCUUAAAACACUGGACCUUGAAAGAAACCCUCAGAAUUAUCGCUAUCUGGUCAAGGGAAACUGUCCCAGAGUCAGCUCCAUAAGUGACAAGAAUAAUUGGAAAGUUGUGAUGAAGGCCUUGCCUGUGAUUGGCUUCACCACAGAGGAAGUGCAGAAUUUGCUGAAUAUCAUUGCUGGCAUUCUCCAUCUGGGUAACACUCUCUUUGGGGAAGGGGAGGAAGGAGAAACUUAUAUCACCACUGAGACUCAGCUAUCAAAUCUUGCGAAGCUGCUGUGUGUUGAUGGCUCAGCCCUCAAGGAGGCACUCACUCACAAGAAACUGACAGCCAAAGGAGAAGAGAUGGUCAGCCCACUAAAUUUUGAGCAGGCGGUAUCCGCUCGUGAUGCUUUAGCCAAGGCUGUGUAUGGUCGAACCUUCACCUGGCUGGUGGAGAAGAUCAACCAGUCACUGGCUCUGAAGGAUGAAAUCUACCACAGCAGCAAAGAUUCCUCAGUCAUAGGGCUUCUAGAUAUCUAUGGUUUUGAGGUCCUACAGCACAAUAGCUUUGAGCAAUUUUGCAUCAACUACUGCAACGAAAAGCUCCAGCAGCUGUUUAUUGAGCUCACCCUCCGAUCUGAGCAGGAGGAGUACGAGACAGAAGGAAUUGCUUGGGAGACAGUACAAUACUUUGAUAACAAGAUCAUUUGUGACCUGAUAGAAGAGAAGUAUAAAGGCAUCAUUUCCAUUCUGGAUGAGGAAUGUCUGAGACCUGGAGAGACUUGCGAUGCCUCAUUUUUGGAGAAGUUGGAGGACACAGUGGGCGGCCAUCCCCAUUUCAUCACGCACAAGCUGGCAAAUGGAAAAACCCGCAGGGUAAUGAGCAGGGAGGAGUUUAGGCUGCUGCAUUAUGCUGGAGAGGUCAACUAUAAUGUCAAUGGUUUCCUUGACAAGAACAAUGAUUCGUUGAACAGGAAUCUGAAGGAGGUCAUGUGCCAGUCAGACAACCAGAUCCUAAGUCACUGCUUCCGCAGAGAGGAAGUGACUGGCCAGAAACGUCCAGAGAUGGCUGCAACUCAGUUUAAAAACAGUCUGAUGAAGCUAAAGGAGAUCCUCAUGUCUAAAGAGCCAUCCUAUGUGCGCUGUAUCAAACCUAAUGAUGCCAAGCAACCAGGACGCUUCGAUGAAGUUCUGGUCAGACACCAGGUGAAGUACUUGGGUCUAAUGGAGAACUUGAGGGUCAGGAGAGCUGGCUUUGCCUAUCGCCGUCGCUUUGAAGCCUUCUUGCAGAGGUAUAAGCCCCUGUGUCCUGAGACAUGGCCCAACUGGCACGGAAGACUCAUAGAUGGAGUUUCUACACUGGUCAACCACCUCGGCUAUAAAGCAGAAGAGUACAAACUGGGCAGAUCAAAGAUCUUCAUCCGUUUCCCGAAAACUCUCUUCACCACUGAGGACGCACUAGAGGCAAAAAAGCCAGAGAUAGCUGUGAUCCUCCAGACAUCAUGGAGAGGCUACAGAGAGAGAUCUAAGUAUCAACGCAUCAGACAUGCAGUGAUAGUGAUCCAGUCGGCAUGGCGAGGGAUGAAAGCACGGCGGAGAGCUAAAAAGCGUCGCCAGGCGGCUGAGCUGAUUCGCAGAUUCAUAAAAGGCUUCAUCUACCGUCAUGAGGAAUACUGCUCUGACAAUGAGUAUUUCCUGGAUCAUGUUCGUUACUCCUUCCUCAAAAAUCUGAGCAAAAACCUGCCAAAGAGUGUUUUGGACAAAAGCUGGCCGACUCCUCCUCCCUCUCUUGUUGAGGCCUCUGAUCACCUGCAGAGGCUGCACAUGCGGAACAUGGUCAUCAAGUACUGCCGGAGGGUCCAGCCUGAAUGGAAGAAGCAGAUGAUGCAGAAGGUCGUAGCCAGUGAGAUCUUCAAAGAUCAGAAAGACAGCUACCCUCAGAGUGUUGGGAGGCUGUUUUUGGACUCCAGGCUUGAACGUGAGCAAAUCAGUCUCAAAGUCCUCCAGACUCUUGGCAACGACAAAGUGCAGUAUGGUGUCUUAGUGACUAAGUAUGACAGGAGGGGUUUCAAGCCUCGCCCCCGCCAGCUGCUCCUCACAAACACCUUUGCUGUGUUGGUGGACAGGACCAAGAUCAAACAGAGGAUUGACUAUGCUGCUCUGAGAGGCAUCUCUGUGAGCGCUCUCAGUGAUGGGAUGUGUGUUCUGCACAUGCCCUGUGAGGAUAACAAACAGAAGGCUGAUGCUGUGCUGCAGUGCAGCCAUGUGAUCGAGCUGGUGACUAAAUUAGCCAUGAUGGCCAGCAAAACCAGCUAUGUCAAUAUCAGCCCGGGCAGCAUUCGGUUUGCUGUGGCUCGAGGCAAGGAAGGAAUAAUUGAUUUCAUCAGGGGUCCAGAGCUGAAGGUGGCCAAAGGCAAACGAGGACAUCUGCUAGUGACUGCCCCUCGGAUCAACGCCACAUGAAGAAACAGAAAAAAGCUACCAGAUAAACAAUGAUCCUUUAGCUGCAUGGAGCACUGCCAUUCAGAAGUUUUCUGCUGUUUGUUUGUUAGCUUGCAGCUGAUAGGAUGACACCACAGAAUGCAAAAACACACUCAGCAAAAGUAAGAUUUCAUAAUGAUUUAUAUUCAAAUGUUUUGCAGUAACUAUUGAUAACUAAGGAUUUUUGCUCAAAGAUUAGAAAGUCAUAACAUGAACUCAUCACAUCUCCAAAUGCUUCAUCAUUUUAUUGUAAAUCAUACACAACUGUAUUUAUCCAUCACAUACAAAAUGUCUGUAAAACACUAUCUCUCUAUUGCUAGAGAUCACAAAUAAAACACUUAAAAAUAAA
This is a messenger RNA of Melanotaenia boesemani (Boeseman's rainbowfish), 5250 nucleotides long. RefSeq names its product myosin Ic, paralog a (gene myo1ca). NCBI's taxonomy places the organism in Eukaryota, Metazoa, Chordata, Actinopteri, Atheriniformes, Melanotaeniidae. The transcript has 32 exons. Bases 1797 to 4883 code for a protein of 1028 amino acids. Gene Ontology annotation, molecular function: microfilament motor activity; actin filament binding; ATP binding. Gene Ontology annotation, cellular component: cytoplasm; actin cytoskeleton; microvillus. The record is from RefSeq and is a predicted model, not a curated record. Gene Ontology annotation, biological process: actin filament organization; vesicle transport along actin filament.